Messenger RNA from Rhinopithecus roxellana (golden snub-nosed monkey), 654 nucleotides. Its product is annotated as growth/differentiation factor 3. The coding region runs from base 51 to 497 and encodes 148 amino acids. Gene Ontology annotation, molecular function: growth factor activity. The record is from RefSeq and is a predicted model, not a curated record. NCBI's taxonomy places the organism in Eukaryota, Metazoa, Chordata, Mammalia, Primates, Cercopithecidae. The transcript is spliced from 3 exons.
CUCAGUAGAGACAUUUGACUGUCCCAACUCGAUGCUGCCUUCCCACAUAAAUGAGAUCUUUUCUGCCAGGCAACAUGGUUUUACCCUCACAUUCAAAAAAACCCUUUAUCCCUAAUGUGGAGCAGCUGAUCCUGGGGACCCUGUGCCAGAAUCACUGGGAGAUAGGCGAUGGCCAGGAUACGUUUCCUGUAGAGAAGCUCUGCCAUCUGCAGGAUCGCAAGGUGAACCUUCACAGAGCUGCCUGGGGCGAGUGUAUUGUUGCACCCAAGACUCUCAGCUUCCCUUACUGCCAGGGGACCUGCCUGGCCCUCAACAGUGAGCUCCGUCAUUCCAGCUUUGAGUGCUAUAAGAGGGGAGUACCUACCUGUCCCUGGCUCUUCCAGACCUGCCGUCCCACCAGGGUCAGACUCUUCUCCCUGAUGGUCCAGGAUGACGAACACAAGAUGAGUGUGCACUAUGUGAACACUUCCUUGGUGGAGAAGUGUGGCUGCUCUUGAGAUACCCCAAAGCCUUCUACUGGCCUCAGGGCCAUCUAAGUCUCAGGACUAGUAGGGGGUGGGAUUAGUUUUCAUAGCAACUAGAGCUCUUUCAAGGGAGGUGGGAUUUGGUUUGUUUCUCAAAGCACAGCAAGAAGGAUGGCAUUAUGGCAGUAAC